Messenger RNA from Aspergillus novofumigatus IBT 16806, 1888 nucleotides. RefSeq names its product ACT domain-containing protein. Gene Ontology annotation, biological process: regulation of intracellular signal transduction; cellular response to L-arginine. Bases 1 to 1407 code for a protein of 468 amino acids. The transcript has 3 exons. NCBI's taxonomy places the organism in Eukaryota, Fungi, Ascomycota, Eurotiomycetes, Eurotiales, Aspergillaceae. The record is from RefSeq and is a predicted model, not a curated record. Gene Ontology annotation, cellular component: cytosol.
AUGAUUCGACGACCGACUGGCUUUGGUGCAUAUACCAUUGGAUCUCUACCCGUAUUUCUUGACUCCGAUCCUACAGGUCCUCUUCCACGAGGUACCCCGGUUGACCAGAGUCAUCUGGAGGUCUUGAAGAACGGCUCCAGAGAUGGCCUCAAGCAUGCGCAACCUGCCUUCUUGAAUUUCUCUGUCACCCCGGUAGAAUGCUCCAUCAUGUGCCCUAGGCAGCUUGCCAACAAGUAUUUCGCACCCAUGAUCGAUAACUUCGUUCAAAAUCAUGCCUCUACCCAGAGCCGCCUGUCCAUCAGUCAGGACGAUUUCAUAGCCAUGCAGGUGUACGGCGAGGGUCUGGAAGCCGGCCAACGCGUGCUUGAGUUGACGAGUCCUCUAGCGAUGGCAGGAAUUUCUAUCUUCUUUAUCUCCACUUACUUUUCCGACUACAUCAUUGUGCCUCUGCGCAGUAAAGCACAGGUCAUUGAAGCGUUGGAGAAGCGAGGGUUUCAGUUCGAGAUCACCACCGAGGCUUUCAUAAAUCACAAUCAAAGUCAGUACAACAGCUAUAGCAGUCCGGUUUCAUCUCGUUCCGCGAGUAGUCUUGGUUCUCCGCCGGCAACUCCUCCUCCCUCGUCACUCGACGAACUGCAGGGACGAACCUUUGCCUCCCUGCGGAAGAACCAAAUUGUGCCGUCCGUCGAUCGAUCUCUUCGCUUGGUGCAAUGUGCGGCCCAUCACCCAUACAGCAGUGAUGCUAGCUCAAUAUCAAUCCUCCGCACGGCACUGACGACUGCACUGGUUGUGGACAGACCACGCUUCCUCUCACUCACUCUGACAGCUGCCGACCCUGCAGCCUCUCUCUUGUUGGAGCAGCGGCUCCUGCCUCGAUUCUUGAAUGAUGGUACCUCGUCUGCCGAACCUGCUGAUGAGACAAGCCUGCUUCUGGGGUCCAAGGAAGACAUCCUUGUCCCUAUCACGUUGGAUCUACGCAAACUCCCUCUCGAGGCCACCGGUAUUGUUUGCGGCGUUGCCAGUCGAUUGGCUGACGCUACACAUGCCGCCUGGGAUGAAAGCACCGAAGCAUCGACCAUUGCUUUGCCGCACUCUUUUAACGGUGCCUCCUCCUUUGAAAGCUCUCUCAAUCGCUACUUCUCGUCCAGUGUGGACUCUGGGGGACCAGUCAGGCCCCCUGCUCAGAAUCCUGCGCACCGAACACCCAAUGGCGAUCCGUUAACACUCUCAACUCAUCAUCUGCAGCCAGACCUCGACACGUCUCUGGAGGCCGUCGAGAUCAGCUUCCUUAGCACUGCACGUGCAGGGACAAUCCUUGUCGGUGAACACGAACUGCGUCGAGCUAUGGAUGCGCUCGAGGCCGAAAGCCAUGAACCGGACCUGCCGGCUGGUGUGCUCGAAGUGUGAACCGUGCUUUAGUUCGAAAUCCACGUCGCCAUCUUCAGUCAUUCUUGUGGUCUAUGGCCUUCGAAGAACAUAAUUGCUCGGCGAAACCUAAAAAAAAAAACUUACGACAGCUGCACGACUAAAAAAGGGAUAUCCUCAACGCGUUGACUUUUGGUCUGAUCAACUGCAAAACAGCAAAUCGGCGUUUCGGGACUGUUAGCUCAAAAAGAACUCUGGUGUUCAUCAAAGUUUGUUAAAAUCAUGUUACCCUUGUCAGAUGGGGGUCACAGUGCAUCUUGGUUUGGAUCUUGUUUUGGCACGAGAAUGCCUGAUUACUGUAUAACAUCAAACUCACCUGCAAAAAAAAACUCUACUCAGAAAAUACCCACGGUGGAAUUGAUGACAUUGUAUGGAGGAUGUGCAGAUGGACGAAGGCUAUUUUCUUUCUUUCCCUGUCCGACUAAGGUACAGGCCCUACUAAUGCAUAAUGCAAAGUGAAAUG